This is a messenger RNA of Paramecium tetraurelia, 1398 nucleotides long. RefSeq lists its product as uncharacterized. The transcript is spliced from 2 exons. The record is from RefSeq and is a predicted model, not a curated record. Lineage: Eukaryota; Ciliophora; Oligohymenophorea; Peniculida; Parameciidae.
AUGGACAACCUGUGCAAAUAAUAUUUAAUAUUCAAGGAAAUAGAUCAGAUUAAUUUAUAAGAGUAUUGUUUCUACUCCUUGGAUAAAGAUAAGCAUUUAUCAUUUAUAUAUAUAUAUGACGGCUCAGCAAAAAUAGAAUGCACAGAAUUCGAAUUGAUUGAAUUAAAUACUCUAUCCUCAUAUAAACAAGAGUUUCUCACAAGUGUGACUCAGAAACUCAAAGAAAUGUUAUCAAAUAUACAACCUAAAGAUGAGUAAGAGAUAUUAUGUAGUCUUUCAUUAGAUUAGAUAUUUGUACAUAGAAUGAGUGAAGAAAUCAUAAUUCCUAAGUAUAUUAUGAAACAACUUAAGAGAUCUAAGUACAGAGAUAAUCAUAUAAUGAUAAAUAUUAAUGAUUUUUAUUCUACAAACAAAUAAAAUGUAAAAACCAUGAGAAAAAUCAUGAAAAAUAAAUUAGAUUUGAAUGACGAAGUUAGCGACUAGAUAAAAUAAUUAUUUGAAACAUUCUUUUAAGUGUCUAUUGAGAAUAUUCAACGAAUAUCUAUAAAAAAAUAAGAAAUAUAUAAUAAAUAUGAUAUUCAGAAGCCAGACAAAUAAGAUUGUUAUACUACUUUAAAAUCAUUUCAUUAGACUCAUUUAGUAAAUAAAAAGAAAUUACCUGAAGAAGACAUUUAAUAAAUUGAGGAUUUUUUUCUUAACAAAUUACUUGUAGAAGGAAAGUAAAUUGAUAAAUAAUGUAUAGAAAUACAAAAUUAUCAAUAAAAAAAUCAAUCUGGGCUUAGAUUAACUGCCACUUAGAUUCAUUCCAUAUGCUAAUAAGAGAGUUAUCAAAAAAAGAGUUAACCCUCAAUUAGUGCCUAAAAGCAUGGCGAAGAACAUGAAAAAAUAGCUUUAAAUGAAUAUGCUAAUUAGCAUCCUGAUAUUGAACUAAAAUAAACAGAUGUUCUAUUUAACAUAUCCUAUCCAUACUUAUGUGGAAAGCCUGAUGCUUUAGUUUAUGAUCUGAGUAAUAAUUUAAUAGGGUUGUUAGAAGUGAAGUCUCCCUUUAUAAAGAAGGAACUUAAUAUGAAUCAAGAUGAGAAUUUCUUAUUAGAUUAUAUAGUCAUGGAUCAGAACAAUGUUCAUUAAUUGAAAAGGAAUCAUUAAUAUUAUUAUUAAGUGUAAGUAUAUUUGCUGAUUACUGAAUUAUGUUGGUGUGAUUUUAUUGUGUCUACACUCCGAGGUAAUAGGGUAAUUAGGGUGUUGAGAGAUGAGAUUUGCAUGAAACAGAUAAUAAGGAAAUCGGAGCUUUAUCAUUUUACUUAGAUAUUACCCCGUUAUUGCUAAUUGCAGAAGAAAUAAUUAGAGGAAGAGGAUCUGGAAGCAAUAAGGAACAAAAAAGUGUUUAAUUCAUAUUGA